GUUCUAGGUUAUGGUACAAACAGUUUAUCCGGAAUGACAAAAGCAUCAUUAGAUCCACAUGGACAUUUACGUCAACCAGAUCCUUACCAGAUGUUUGGACCGACGAGCAGCAGACUAGCUAGUUCAGGCUCCGGGCAGAUACAGCUGUGGCAGUUCCUCUUGGAAUUGCUGAGCGACUCCUCGAAUGCAGCGUGCAUCACAUGGGAAGGCACGAACGGUGAAUUCAAGCUCACCGAUCCCGACGAAGUCGCACGCAGAUGGGGCGAAAGGAAGUCCAAGCCCAACAUGAAUUACGAUAAACUCUCAAGAGCUCUGAGGUACUACUACGACAAGAACAUAAUGACCAAAGUCCAUGGAAAGAGGUACGCGUACAAGUUUGAUUUUCAAGGAUUGGCAGCAGCCACGCAGCCGGCUACCAGUGACCCAGGCAGCUACAAGUACCAGAGCGAGUUGUUCAUGAGCUCGUACCAUCACAGCGCGAAGCUUGGCGGAUUCAUGAGCCCUCACGCUACCAUUCCCAGCUCUGCAGCUUCGAUAUUUCCAUCUCCUGGAUCAUACUGGAGCAAUCCGAGCGCGAAUCUGUACUCGAACAUAGCGGCAAGUACACACUCGAUAGGCCAUCACGCGGCCCCCCAUUUGGGAGCGCCCCCCUUGGGGUCGUACCCCCAUUACGCCUGACCUGCCCCGUCGUCGUCGCCAACUGCAGACUGGACCCGAAGGAUCCCCAUGUAAAAUGUAACGAAUCCUCGGCGAACAGCGUUAAAAGAAAAUAAUUUACGAGAGAACAGAAAGAAAAAAAAAAGUUUCGCGUGCGGCGACAGAGCGCCCCCCCUUCCUCAUCAUUUCGUAAUACAUUUACGUUAAAACUCUUAUUUUCGGUUUGUUCCCUUGUUGUUCCCGUUAAUUUUACGUUCUAGAAUAGCGUGAUGUCUAUAAAUGUAUAUAAGAAAUGAUUAUAUAACCGUACCUAAUUUGCCAACAGUUAUCACAAAAGGAAAAAAAAGGAAACAUUCCCCCCUAAACAAAUUUUUACUUUUAUUGCCGUAAGUCAAGUUUUGUCAAAGUUCUUCUAGUCAUUAUUUAUUCGUUGUUGUAUAUUUUAUUUAUUGGCAAAGUAUGAUAAACCAGAUGAAUGGAAAGUAAAAAAAAUAAUAAUAUUAAUAAGUUAAGGAGAAAUCAUGUAACAAAUUCAUUCCGUACAAGUGCAAUCCCCCAUUAAUAAAAAUAACAAUA
Messenger RNA from Nicrophorus vespilloides, 1233 nucleotides. It is a transcript of the gene Ets65A, whose product is annotated as DNA-binding protein D-ETS-3. The record is from RefSeq and is a predicted model, not a curated record. NCBI's taxonomy places the organism in Eukaryota, Metazoa, Arthropoda, Insecta, Coleoptera, Silphidae. Gene Ontology annotation, molecular function: sequence-specific DNA binding; DNA-binding transcription factor activity, RNA polymerase II-specific. Gene Ontology annotation, biological process: regulation of transcription by RNA polymerase II; cell differentiation. Gene Ontology annotation, cellular component: nucleus. The coding region runs from base 34 to 678 and encodes 214 amino acids. The transcript has 5 exons.